AUGCACAAAUCCAUUUUACUGGUCGCUAUACUUGUCGUUUGUGGCUAUGCUGCGAAUAGCAAUGGAUAUUCAAAGUUCGUUUGUCCAAAAGAUAACGGGGUAUUCAAAGAUUCCUAUCAGUGCGACAAGUACUACGAAUGUAAAGAUGGACAUGCUUCGGAAAAACUUUGUCCCGACGGGUUAGUUUUUAGUACCAGAAGGAAGAGCCACAAAAAGUGUGAUCUACCCUCAAAUGUCGACUGUAGCGACCGCAAGGAGCUGCAACCACCAAAACCAUCUGGCGUUUGUUUGCGACAGAAUGGAUUCUUUCCCCAUCCAGAUCCCACAAACUGUACCAUUUUUUACAGUUGUGUGGAAGGACGUGAGACUGAGAUGACAUGCGCAGCUGGGUUACACUUCGAUUCUGCCACCGGUACUUGCAACUGGGCGGAAACAGCCGGUCGAACGAAUUGCAGAAGCAAUGCUAAUAAAAAACUAAAGGAUGGCUUCCAAUGCCCCGCCGAUUUCAAGCAGAUCAAUAGUAACGGUCAAAUGGUUACGCACCCCAACUUUCCACAUCCUGAGGAUUGUACCAAAUUUUACAUUUGCCUGAAUGGGGUUGAACCCCGGCAAGGAGCCUGUCAUGCGGGUAUGGUGUAUAACAAAAAUACACAGCGAUGUGAGGAGCCGGAAAGUGUUCCAGGAUGCGAAAACUGGUACAAACACACAGUCAAGUCAAAACAUUAA
Messenger RNA from Toxorhynchites rutilus septentrionalis, 726 nucleotides. RefSeq names its product protein obstructor-E-like. Gene Ontology annotation, cellular component: extracellular region. Bases 1 to 726 code for a protein of 241 amino acids. The transcript has 5 exons. Lineage: Eukaryota; Metazoa; Arthropoda; Insecta; Diptera; Culicidae. Gene Ontology annotation, molecular function: chitin binding. The record is from RefSeq and is a predicted model, not a curated record.